GCAGCCCUGUUUUCUGCACCGGCGCGAUGACUUUUACGUUUUGGUACUGAACUUUGCCGUCGUGUCGCUUCACGGUUUUCGUUAUUCGGGCUUGCGUGGAAAUUAGUAUAUAAAUAUUUUAAAAAAAGGGCUCAAGCAACAAAUUGAACAAUGGGCCUGCUCAAAGCGUUGCGUGUGCGAAUCAUGAAUUUCAUGAUAUUCUAUCUAAUUGUUAUUCUGUUGCCCGGUUUGCCACCGCGCACCACUUUCCCCUACAAGGAAUUCACUGUUACUCCGCCCAAGGAGCUGAAGGGUGCACUCGAGUCGAAUUUCCAUUUGGAAGGUGCCGAGCGUUUGCUGGGAAACCGCAUACUUGGCCCCGAAUGUCUGCUGGUGCGCAAUAACGAGAUCUAUACGGGCAUCCAUGGCGGUGAGAUCAUCAAGAUUAACUCAAACCACAUAACGCAUGUGGCCAAGUUCGGCCAGCCCUGCACGGAAAAAUUUGAAGAGGCGCAAUGUGGUCGUCCUUUGGGCAUGGCUUUCGAUACGCUGGGCAACAAUUUGAUUGUGGCCGAUGCCUACUACGGCCUCUGGCAGGUUGACCUCACAUCGCACAAGAACAAACUGUUGAUCUCCCCCGCUCAGGAGUUGCCGGGCAAGACUAUUGCACGACCCGCAAAAACCUUUAAUUCCGUUGCCGUUAGCAAACAGGGCGACAUUUAUUGGACAGAUUCGUCGUCAGACUUUGGCAUUCAAGACUUGAUCUUUGCCUCGUUUGCUAACCCAUCCGGACGUUUGUUCAAAUACGAUCGCGUUAAGAAUGUGAGCGAAGUGUUGCUGGACGAGUUGUUCUUUGCCAAUGGACUGGUGCUGAAUCCAACGGAGGAAUUCAUUGUGGUGGCAGAGACGGGCUCGAUGCGUCUGACCAAAUAUCACUUGAAGGGACCCAAGGCUGGCCAGAGCGAAGUCUUUGUCGAUGGCCUGCCCGGUCUGCCCGACAAUUUGACGCCCGAUGCCGAUGGCAUUUGGGUGCCAAUGGUGUCCAGCGCCGAUAGCGAGCAUCCGAGCACAUUUUCGCUCUUCUCGCGCUUCCCCAGCAUUCGGCUGUUCCUCGCCCGCAUGCUGGCGCUCUUCGAGCUGCCGAUUAUCUUCAUUAACAGCUUGUAUCCCAAUAGGUUUGCGCAGCGAUUCGUUCAUUUUGUCGGACAUGGCGAGAUGGCCUUGCUGCUGGCACCCAAACGGGCCACUGUAGUGCGUGUGGACUGGAAUGGCAAUAUUGUGGGCUCACUGCACGGCUUUGACAAGUCCGUGUCGGGCAUCUCGCAUGUGCUCGAAUUCCAGGAUCAUUUGUAUUUGGGCUCGCCCUUCAAUCCCUAUUUGGCACGCGUCAAGCUGCCCAAGGCGGCGAAACAGCCCACCGUCAAGGUGCGCAAUGUGCGCGUCGAGGGCGACGGCCUGGAGGCCUCUGUGGGUGUACCACCAACUACGGGCAAGCCAAAGGCAGCACCAACUACGACGACAACAACAACAACUACCACUACAACAACGCCAAAGCCACAGACAACCAAGAAACCAGCGACAACAACAACAACGACUACAGCCAAGCCAACAACAAGAACAACGACGACGUCGACGACGACAACAACAACAACAACAACGCCCAAGCCGGCAACAGAAAAGAAAACAACAGCAAAGCCAGCAACAACAACAACAACGGCUAAGCCGGCAACAACAACCACAAAGCGCACAGUGCCAACAAAGCCGGCGCCAGUUGAGGAAGAGAUUCGCGUGGACACGAAGCCGCCACAGCAGGAGAAGCUCAAGGUGAUCAACAAGCAGGGCGAUCACGUUGAGCUCUAAAAACACGGUUGUCAUCAAUUUCGGAUAUUUUGAUUAGGCAAUGUUUCUAGCGUGUCCACUUUAAAGAUUUAUACAUAAUUGUAUAGUUUGUUUUGAGACUAGUUAGCUAAAUUGUAGUUAGCAGCAAGUCCUCAUUUCAAAAGCAAAACAGAAAAACAAAUGGUUAUUGGUAUUGGGCACCUAUUUAUAUGAAUGCAUAUAUAAUUGAGUUUUGCUUACUGUCAACAAUAUCCGAUAAAACACACACAUUACGAAACAUUCCCGAUUCCAUUCCAUUGCAUUAUUUAACAAAUGACAAUGCUCAAAAUUGUUGUACAAUUAAUGGACACUUGAAUGCCGUAAUUUCAAACACUCACUUAUACUAUUGUACUGAUUUUUUCCAAUAUGUGUAUUUCGUGAACUAUAAGUAAAGUGUUUUCUAAAAACCAUA
Messenger RNA from Drosophila grimshawi, 2269 nucleotides. RefSeq names its product adipocyte plasma membrane-associated protein (gene Hmu). Gene Ontology annotation, molecular function: strictosidine synthase activity. Bases 151 to 1839 code for a protein of 562 amino acids. Gene Ontology annotation, biological process: biosynthetic process. Lineage: Eukaryota; Metazoa; Arthropoda; Insecta; Diptera; Drosophilidae. The record is from RefSeq and is a predicted model, not a curated record. The transcript is spliced from 4 exons.